Molecule: messenger RNA, 2692 nt
Organism: Mercenaria mercenaria
Lineage: Eukaryota; Metazoa; Mollusca; Bivalvia; Venerida; Veneridae
Product: glucose-6-phosphate exchanger SLC37A4-like
Exons: 11
Coding region: 192-1472 (426 amino acids)
Biological process (GO): phosphate ion transmembrane transport; glucose-6-phosphate transport
Cellular component (GO): endoplasmic reticulum membrane
Molecular function (GO): glucose 6-phosphate:phosphate antiporter activity
Source: RefSeq, a predicted model, not a curated record
GUCAACCACGAAUCAUUUUAAUAUUAUAAUAAUAUUUAGUGCAAACUUUGUCUAUCAAGCUGAAACCAACCAAUUGCAAUUAUAUAGACUUAUCUGUUAAACUGUGAGAACUUGUUGUUAGGGCCUAUUUAAGUUCCAUAUGUCUUCAAUUUGUCAGUAUCUUUUAGCAGGUUGAGAAAGGUUUUACAGUUAUGGAGGGAAUACAACAGAAGGUUGUUUUUCUAAGUCUGUACAUGAGCUAUUUGUUAAGUGUGUACACAAGGCGUUCUGUGACAUUUGCACUGCCUGAAAUUGCAACUUCAGAAUCUCUAGACAAAAAUCAAUUAGGUAUGAUACUCAGUGGUCAAACACUGGCCUAUGCUAUGAGUAAGUUUGCUUGUGGAAUAAUGAUGGACUUUGUCAGUCCACGUCUAGCCAUGUCUGCCGGUCUCAUUGCUUCAGGAAUCGCAUGUAUAAUGUUUGCAAGUUCACAUGGAUCAUUGUUUUUAUUUACAAUAUUUUGGAUCAUGAAUGGUUUAUGCCAAGGUCCAGGAUGGCCUGCAGCUGCUGUUAUAAUGCGCAAGUGGUUUCGAGAUGAACAGUAUGGGACGGCAUGGAGUGUAUUGUCCACAUCGAUGAAUGUCGCUGGAACAUGUGGACCCCUGAUUGCAGCAUUUAUUAUCACUUAUUCUCACUGGAGAUACAGUUUACUACUUCCAGGUGUAUUGGCCAUGAUGUUUGGUUUCAUCCAGUUUUUCACAGUUCGGGACAAACCUGGCAAUUACACAGCAGAAGAAUCUAAGAAAAAGAAAAACGGAAAUGAAAGUUCACAGAAAGUGAUAUCUAGGAAAGAGUUACUGAAGUUACCAGGCUAUCUUGGUGUGUGUAUUACCUAUGGUAUUGUGUCAGUAGUGCAGUUUGGUACCCUGCAGUGGGCACCAGUGUACCUUGUUAAUGAACUAGGACAUUCCAUAAUUACAGGGAACAGUUUCACCAGUAGUCUUGAGAUAGGUGGAAUAUGUGGAUCACUGAUUGCUGGAUACUACUCUGAUCAUCUUCUAUCUCAGAUGAAGGAUGAGCCAUGUCAGAAUGUACGUCAGUAUGUUAUAGCCUGGUUUGCUAGUGGUCUUGUGGGCUUUCUGUAUAUGCUUACAUAUUGUGUAACAAAUUAUUCAUCACUGAUGUGGAUAAAUAUGAUAGGGUUUGGUCUAGGUAUGACCAUAUAUGGUCCUAUAUCUAUUUAUGGAGUUACAGCUAUAGAAUGUGCACCAAAUGAGAUGGCUGGUACAUCUCAUGCUUUUGCUGGUUUAUUUGCCACAGUUGGACAAUCAAUGGCAGGAUUGCCUCUCAGUUACUUCGCAAAGUUCUGGGGUUGGAGAAAAAUGUUUAUUACAGAAAUUCUUAUGGUUGUGUUGAUGGCAGGAUAUCUGUUUAUGUACACAAAAUCUUGUCAUGUACAACGUGAAACCGCCACAAAACCAAAGAGUGACUGAUAAAACUUUACACUGAACAAAACUGUUAACUCCUCACUUUUAUUUUAGUUGUUGAUUAAUUUUAGUUUUAUUUAUGUUUAUACUUAAUUUGCAUUUUUAACCUUAAGCCUGCUGGCGGCAAGUGAUUCUGCCUUUGCAACUAGUGCAGACCAAGAUUAGGCUGAUCUUGGUCUGCUCUGUUCGCUAUUCAGUUAGUAAAUUUUCAGUGAACACCCCUUCGAAUAAUAAAUGGUACUGCUCAAAUUGAAUGAAAACCAGUCCAUUUUAGAAAUUUAGCAGGGUAGGGGUUACUCUUAUUAUGCUGUUACUUAAGUUUUUAUUGCAGUGCAUGAAAAUCGCUUUUAGUACAGUCCAACGUAGGCUAACAUUCACCUUUCAUAGACAAGUACUUGUCAUUAACAGUCACCUUUAACUCCCCCAACUGAUUUCCUUCUUUAGAUUAAGGCAUUUACGGCUACCUACUUUAUGCAGUCAGUGGAGACUCUUAUUUUCAUUCCCAGAUGCAGCUUCUGUCCCGAUUUACCUGACACGUGACGCCUAUUUUCUACUCAAUUCUGUACUUGUGGUCUGGAUUACAGAAACAAUUGUACUUUUUUGAGUCGGCUAAAGGCUGAAAGCCUUUUGACGAGUCCUUGCUGUCCAACGAUUCUCUAAAUGGACCGAAUAACAUGUGAAGGGAUGUAGUUCCAUUAGAUUUCUCAAAUUUCAAACAGUUCACUGCAUGAAUGAAGUUAAGUUGUGUCAAUUCCCUUUGCUAUGACCAAUAUACGAUGUAAUCUGUCAUAUUUAUGACUUGUAAUUGUGCAAUUCUCGAAUGUAACUCAUUAAGCAUAAAUGUGCAUUUUAAGAAUUGCGCAGGCUUACAAAGCUUGGGUAACAUCCAGCGAAAGACAAAAAAUAGUUCCACUGCAGGGCUCCAGAUAAGAUGCGUAUUAGCGUAAAUUACGUAUAGAAAUAAUGCAAAUACGCAUGUCUAAUAAUUUCUAAGCGUAUAAAAACGUAUAUAAAAUUACAGAAACGCACACAAUGCUUUUUUAAAAACAAAAUCUGAAUCGUCUGGAUGCGUUAGGUAACAUAGCCGAUCAGCCUUAAUUCUCCCACAUUGAACGUAAACACGCAUCGUAUGAUUUCUAUAAACUUUGCGUGGGUUGAAUUUUGCAGUCAGUAAACGGAUAAAUUAUCGGAAGAAGAAGCUCUUACUGGUUUGUUUAGUUACUACU